Molecule: messenger RNA, 441 nt
Organism: Naumovozyma dairenensis CBS 421
Lineage: Eukaryota; Fungi; Ascomycota; Saccharomycetes; Saccharomycetales; Saccharomycetaceae
Exons: 1
Coding region: 1-441 (146 amino acids)
Source: RefSeq, a predicted model, not a curated record
AUGAAACGGUCUCGUAGUAAACAAGAAGAAGAAGGAGAAGGAGAAGGAGAAGGAAUAGGAAAAGGUGAAAGUGAAAGUGCAGUUAUUGUCGGGCAUGAUAAUACUAAGAAUUCCUCUUUAACAACUAAUACGAAUACAAAUGGUAUACUAUGUAAUGAAUCAUCUUGUUGUAAUAAUUUCAUCCCCAUAGAAUUAUAUGAUUUUCACGUCAGUCAAUGUCAUGAUCAUCAAUGUUCACAGUGUUUGAAAAGUUUACCAAACCAAUAUAGAUUACAGUUACAUAUUGAUGAAUUACAUAAUCCAUUUAAAAAUAAUCAACAAAAACAAUCAUUGCGUUGUUUUAAAGAAGAGUGUUCAGUACGGUUUGAAACCCAUCAAGAUCGAAUAUCACAUUUAUGCAAGAUUCAUGAUGAACCUGGAUUUCUUGACUUCGAUGUAUAA